AUACCGUCUCAUAGAAAAUCACACAGCAUUUAUGUCCGGUACUGUACUCUCCCGAUGAGAAAAAAUCUUACACUUUUUAAAAAAGUCUUUUUUUUUUAAACAGUUUUUGACUUAAAAAAAAAUUAAAAUUAGCACAUGAAAGAGAAUCAUCUGAAACGAAGAUACAAAAAUUUUGAUGGGGUUAUUCCAUUUGAAUUAAUCAAGUAAUCAGCGAUAAAAGAGAGUGUGUGUUUUUUUCUCAUAGCGAAGGUUCUAAAGGGUUAAUCACGUAUCGAGUUUAUCUGAGGUUAUAUUUUGCUAAGUUGUGUUUUCACAGUUCCUAUUAUUUUUAUAAAAGCUGAAUGCUGGAUAUUAUUCAUUGAGAUGAUUGUAACAGUUUAGACUUGAGUGAAUUUAAGCAAAAUGUAAUUCAGAUUCCAUUAUUGGGCGCUCAAGUAUUAAUGAACGCAAUUGAGUAAUUCAAUUAUUUGCGUAGUUGUUGAUUGCAAUUGCACGUUUACUUCAUCCGGUUUUUUCUUGCUCAACUAUUAGUAAUCAACAAAUAGAUUGAGACAUUUUAAAGAAAUUGAUUUUCCCGCCUCUCCUAAAACAAUUUACGCAAAAGAAGCUUUUUUUAAAAAGAGACAUAUGUUCUUAUCAGUUUCACCUCUCAAGCUAUUGAAUUGGCAAUCACAUAAGUCUUAUUUACGAGUAAUAAGAAAUUUUGCAGCAAUGAAUAAAUUUGAUCUUCCAAUUCGUUGUAAAGGCAACGAUAAGUCUGUUUGGGUAGAAUAUAUCAAUCUUGCGGCAAAAUAUAAACCACUGAAUCUUGGGCAAGGUUUCCCAGAUUUCUUUGCUCCCAAGCAUGUAACAGAUGCGUUAGCUGAAUCUGUCAAGAGUAAUAACCCACUGAUCAACCAAUACACUCGGGCUUUUGGUCAUCCAAGACUAGUAGAAGCAAUUGGAAAAGUUUAUUCCGAAGUUCUAGAUAGAGAACUUGAUCCAUACAAUGAAAUUAUUGUAACUGCGGGUGCAUAUGAAGCUCUCUAUUGUGCAAUUCAAGGUCAUACUGAAGUUGGCGAUGAAUGGAUCAUCAUAGAACCUUUCUUUGAUUGUUAUGAACCACAAGUUAGAAUGGCUGGUGGGGUUCCACGAUUUAUUCCUCUCAAGCCCACAAAAACUACUGGAGCAAUGAGUUCAGCUGAUUGGAUAUUUGAUCGAAAUGAAAUGACUCGUCUUUUUAACGAGAAAACUAAAGGAAUCAUUAUUAAUACUCCACACAAUCCUCUUGGAAAAGUAUUCACGUUAGAUGAGCUUCAAUUUAUUGCUAAUUUAGCAAAGAAGUGGAAUACUCUCGUUAUUUCUGACGAAGUAUAUGAGUGGAUGACUUUUGACCCAGCUAAACAUAUCCGGUUUGCAACCCUACCAGGUAUGUGGGAACGUACAAUAACUAUUGGUUCAGCUGGAAAAACUUUUAGUGUUACUGGCUGGAAAUUAGGGUGGGCAUAUGGUCCAGCUAAUCUACUUUGGAAUAUUAAAGUCGUUCAUCAAAAUUGUGUAUACACGAGCUCAACUCCAACUCAAGAAGCGGUCGCUAUUGGAUUUGAAGAAGAAUUAAAGAGAUUUGGAAAACCAGAUUGCUACUUCACAAGCCUUGCAGAUGAAUUAUUACCUAAACGUGAUUAUAUGGCAAAGUUUCUGGAGGACAUCGGUAUGUCACCUACAAUUCCUGAAGGUGGAUAUUUUAUGAUAGCUAACUGGAAACCGUUGGAAAAAUUCGUUCGUCUUGAAGAUGAGACAGAUCCACAGCAAGACUACAGGUUCACUAAAUGGAUGACGAAGAAUGUUGGAAUUCAAGGCAUUCCUCCAUCAGCAUUUUACUGCGACGAACAUAAGUACUUGGGUGAGGAUAAUGUUCGUUAUUGUUUCAUCAAGAAGGAUGAGAAUUUACAGAAAGCAGCUGAAUUAUUGAAUAAAUGGAAGUCACAGCAGGUUUGAAGAUUCUACAUUCCAUAAAGAAAUGUAAUUAAUUUUAUGCUUUACGUUCCGUCAUUGUAAAAGUCUUUGCAUUAUAUACGUUUCAACAUCGUGUAUUUGAAUUCAUAAAUAAUCAUUGUCAUUUCAAA
This is a messenger RNA of Chelonus insularis, 2105 nucleotides long. RefSeq names its product Kynurenine aminotransferase (gene Kyat). The transcript is spliced from 6 exons. Bases 628 to 1977 code for a protein of 449 amino acids. Gene Ontology annotation, biological process: biosynthetic process. Gene Ontology annotation, cellular component: mitochondrion; cytoplasm. NCBI's taxonomy places the organism in Eukaryota, Metazoa, Arthropoda, Insecta, Hymenoptera, Braconidae. Gene Ontology annotation, molecular function: L-kynurenine:2-oxoglutarate transaminase activity; pyridoxal phosphate binding. The record is from RefSeq and is a predicted model, not a curated record.